Molecule: messenger RNA, 1232 nt
Organism: Nematolebias whitei (Rio pearlfish)
Lineage: Eukaryota; Metazoa; Chordata; Actinopteri; Cyprinodontiformes; Rivulidae
Gene: tmem192
Product: transmembrane protein 192
Exons: 6
Coding region: 114-905 (263 amino acids)
Cellular component (GO): lysosomal membrane; late endosome
Source: RefSeq, a predicted model, not a curated record
GAACGGAACAAAAAAACAGGAGGACCGGAAGUUUUAUCUCCACCGUUAUUUGUGAAGUAAUGUUUGCAGUUGAAAUUACGUUUUCUUUACAAAUAAGAGAAAAGUCGUAACAUAUGGACUCCAAAGGACCUUUGCUUUAUGCACAUGCAGGUCCAUCAGGAGACAUGACUUUGAGCACAGAGGAAGACUCAUUAGUGGAAGGCCCGCUGAUCUCUGCCGAUGCCCUCCACUCUGCUAUCAGGAGAGAGUUUCAGACCAUACCAACAACCUGCCCUGCUGGCCUGCUGUCUCUGCUGCAUGUACUGUAUGUUAUAUUCUCGACAUGUGUUGCUCUGCUGUGUGUGCUGAAGUUUGGCCAGGAGGAGGUGUGCACAAACAUUUUGCACGGUGUGCAGGGUGACAGCGUCAUUGUGUUCGGGAAGGUGUUUUUGUGGGUGCUGAUGUUGUUGUUCAGCAUUUGGAUGCAGCAUCACCACACUCGAGUCCGCAGCAGAGGAUACCUGCAGUUUUACAGACGGACUCGGAGACUGAAGCAGCUGCCGUUAAUUCUACACUCGAUAGGAAAUGUUCUGCUGCUGGCACUGCUGGCCAUGAAAUUACCACAGAAUUUACACAUGUACCUGAUGCUCAGCAUUCUGGGGUUGGAGCUCUUGGUGGCUCUGCCUUUUCUGGUCUACUACACAGUCAAAGUGAUGCAGUUCAAUAAAGAGCGAGCUGCACCAGACGUAAGCCAGGAAGAGCUUUCACACACCGGCGCUGUCAGAACCGCUCCAACUGAAACCGGCUUCAGAGGACCCACCAGUCUGGAGGAAGUGGUAGAGAAGCAGGCCGACCUGAUAGAGUACCUGAAACAGCACAACACGUUGCUGAGCAAGAGGCUGCUGAACCUCACUGCUCAGCACUAACCAGUUUGACCUCCUGUGUACGCCAACCAGCAGAUCACUGGCUGCAGCGCUCGGGAGAAGGCACAAUCGUUUUACUGCUCUGAGACUUGAGUAAGCAAAUGCACCUGUACACACAGACUGACCCGGCUCCUCUGUGAAGUAUCCUCACCUGAGAUGGACAGAUAAGGCGGAGGAACACAGGAGAUAAAGAAAGGAGUCGUGGGUCACAGAUCAGAGACGAGGGGCUUUUAUCACGGCCUCCUGUGGAUGCUGCUGCGCUUGUUACUGUGAAUGAAACGGAGUAAAACGAUCACCCGGAGGGAGAGGUUAUGACUCAUCUGAUUCAUG